This is a messenger RNA of Cricetulus griseus (Chinese hamster), 1394 nucleotides long. The record is from RefSeq and is a predicted model, not a curated record. Lineage: Eukaryota; Metazoa; Chordata; Mammalia; Rodentia; Cricetidae.
GGCCACAUCAGCUCCCGGCACUUCCUUGGCCCUGCCUGGCUCAUUAGUUUUGGGUUCCUCGUGAGCUUACUCUAGUUAGUGCUUGAAGACCUGGCCAAGAGCAGGGAUACAUAUGCAGAUGAGGUUUUUGGAGGAUGGCAAUUUGGUCCUCACCCUAGAAAUUUUCCUGCUCCUGGUGAUAGGUUCAGAGCAGUGUACCAGGAAUGAGAAUAAACGCACAGGGCUGUCCCCAGAGCGCUGGUGUUCUGCAAAUUUCAGCACUGGGAAUCUAGAGGCCUGAUCUGAACUGUGCCCAGGCCCCACCCUUCUAGUUGGUACUUGCUAGCAGGAGAGGUAAGCUCGACAGAUGUGUGAGAGGAGGGGACAACCCUUAGAGUUCAGAGGAAAGGUGGUCAGCGUUCGAAACAGCUCUCCUUCACAAAGUAUGGCCAUGGAAUGCUUCAGGGGCUGACAUGGACCCAAAUCCACGAGCAGCCCUGGAACGCCAACAGCUGCGUCUCAGGGAGCGGCAGAAAUUCUUCGAGGACAUUUUACAGCCAGAGACAGAAUUUGUUUUCCCCCUAUCCCAUCUGCAUCUGGAGUCGCAAAGACCCCCCAUAGGUAGCAUCUCGUCCAUGGAAGUGAAUGUGGACACGUUGGAGCAGGUGGAGUUUAUUGACCUUGCAGAUCAGGAUGGAGCAGAUGUGUUCUUGCCUUGUGAGGACUCUCCGCCAACUCCCCAGAUGUCUGGAGUGGACAACCAUCCAGAGGAAUUGAGCCUGCCGGUACCCACGCCAGACAGGACCACAUCCCGAACUUCCUCCUUGUCCUCUGACUCGUCCAACCUGCGCAGUCCAAAUCCAAGUGAUGGGGGAGCAGACACACCCUUGGCGCAGUCUGAUGAGGAGGAUGGGGAUGAUGGAGGGGCAGAGCCUGGACACUGCAGCUAGCACUGGGCCUCUUGUGGACUGGCCAAUCUGGCUGUUCUCCUUAGAGAGGGGAUCCCAGGCCCAGCAGAGCACUCUGGAGAAGACCUGACACUUUACUUGCCAUCAGCCCCAGAGUGAGAAAGGAUGGUGGAUGUUGUACCUGAGAACUAGCCUUCCCCCGCUUUCUGCUAACUUUCUCCCGCUGCAACCUUCCCAGUGCUUUUCUUCUGAGGUAGGACUUCCAAAUGAGAAGCUAUUAGAUCAGCAUCUUGUAGGACAAGAUGCCAAUGCUUUCAAUGCCAGUACCCCUCCUGCCCCCCAAUGACCCUGCAGUCUUCUGCCAGAGUCUCCUGAGUCAGUGUCUGAGGGGAAGUUCUGAGGAGUUCCACUUGGCACUCUGUGAGGUUGUACUGCUGUAAUCCUGCCUCUUUAAAUCCUUUUUGGAAUAGAAUAUAGUGUAAAUAAUAAACUAUAAUAUACCACUCA